AUGGAAGGUAAGGAGCAGACCGAUGACGAAGUGCUGCAAGGUAUGCUGAGCCGGCGUUUCCAUUAUGCAAAAGCCCAACCGACCACUACUUAUCGUCACACGUUUCGAACGAAAACACGAUGGGAGCUGGUCCGGCUGUCACUGCUAAUCGUCGGCAUCGAGUGUACGUACGCGACAGAGACGGCUUUCGUUGCACCGAUCCUGCUGGCCAUUGGACUGCCCCACACGCUGAUGACGAUGAUGUGGGCAAUGCCGCCGAUCGUUGGCGUGCUGUUUGUGCCGGUGGUAGCGUCCGUAAGUGACCGGCUGCGGUUAGCUUGGGGCCGACGCAGACCCGUGCUAAUGAUCCUUGGUGUGGCGAUGCUGCUCGGUAUGAUGUUGCUUCCACACGGACGUCUUAUUGGAGAGACGAUUGGCCUGAGGAGUGUGGCGUGGAUUGCUACCAUCACCACUAUCGGGCUGACGACGACCGACUUCUCGGCGGAAGCGUCCAACGGGCUGUGCCGUACGUACGCCAUGGAGGUGUGCACGAUACAGGACCAGGCACGAGUUCUCAGCACGAUGAUGCUGAUCGGUGGUUUGGGCGGUAUGCUGGGAUAUUUGUUUGGUGCAAUUGAUUGGAGUGCGCUGCCUAUCGGCCAGUACUUUGAGAGUAACGAGGCCGCUGUCUUCACGGCCAACUGGAUCGUACUGCUGAUUGGAUUGGUAAGCACACUGACCAGCUUCUCCGAGAUUCCGCUCCCGGUACAGGAAGAGAACGAGAUGUUGCGUCCGGUUACACACUUUAUGCUUCAGAACGAGAUGAAACGUAUGCGAGGUGAUGAGUACACGGCCCAAACAAAUCUCACCGAAAGCAUUGGCUUUCGGCAGUUUAUACGCAACACCGUACAGAUGCCACGCUCGAUGAAGAUUCUCUGUCUGACGCAGUUCCUGUCCCAUAUGGGCUAUCUACCGUACUGCUUGUACUUUACCGAUUUCGUUGGAGCCGAAGUGUUUAAUGGUGAUGUGCAGGCUCCGGAGCAUUCGGCAGAAUUGGUGCGAUACGAGGAAGGAGUUCGAUUUGCUUGCUGGGGGAUGGCACUGUUCGCUGGCUGUGCCUCACUGUACUCGUUGGUGAUAGAAAAAUUGAUUGCUAGACUUGGUGCAAGGCCCGUGUACGUGUUCGGCCUGAUGGCACACUGUGUCGGUAUGCUGGCGAUGGGUUUCCUGCACAAUCGGGCGAUUGUGAUGGUGUGCUGUUCGCUAACCGGCAUCAUGUACGCCACCAUUUACUCCAUUCCGUUCCUGUUGAUCUCACACUAUCACUCGAAAAACUCUUUCCAUAUGGAGGAUGGCAAGUGUGUGGAAAGUACUGAGCCACGAGGUUUCGGUGCUGACGUGUCGAUGAUGAGCAGUGUUCUAUGCCUCGCCCAGCUAAUCGUUUCCCUCGUGAUGGGCGUUUUAAUCGAUGCUGCCGGUACAACGGCCGUCAUCACGUUCGCUGCCGGUGGAUGCAGCUUUCUUGCUGCGACGUCCGCCAUGUCGGUACUAUAUAUGGGUCUGUAA
This is a messenger RNA of Anopheles maculipalpis, 1545 nucleotides long. Its product is annotated as proton-associated sugar transporter A-like. NCBI's taxonomy places the organism in Eukaryota, Metazoa, Arthropoda, Insecta, Diptera, Culicidae. The record is from RefSeq and is a predicted model, not a curated record. Gene Ontology annotation, cellular component: membrane. The coding region runs from base 1 to 1545 and encodes 514 amino acids. Gene Ontology annotation, molecular function: sucrose:proton symporter activity. The transcript is spliced from 5 exons.